This is a messenger RNA of Acanthopagrus latus (yellowfin seabream), 1239 nucleotides long. Its product is annotated as phospholipase A2 inhibitor and Ly6/PLAUR domain-containing protein-like. The record is from RefSeq and is a predicted model, not a curated record. The transcript is spliced from 5 exons. NCBI's taxonomy places the organism in Eukaryota, Metazoa, Chordata, Actinopteri, Spariformes, Sparidae. The coding region runs from base 1 to 501 and encodes 166 amino acids.
AUGCCAGCAAAGCAUUUUCACAGCCUUGUGUUAAAAUCCUGUUGCACAAGAGGAAGAGUAACUGUUUUUCUCCUUAUUGCAGCUGGAGCACUCGUGUGUCAAACCUGCACCAAUACACAGUGUUCAACCCAGGCAGCUGUGACAUGUACUACAGAGACGAUGUGUGUAACAGCUAAUAUUCAAGCCACUUCAUCUGGAGUGACGGUGCCACAGAUCUUCAAGGGAUGUGCAUCUCCCUCACUGUGUCCAGCCACAGGCUCUCAGACAUUUUCAGUCAACCUGGGUGCUUCCAGUGCAGUUACAUCUGCUGAGUGCUGCAACACAGAUAACUGUAACACAGCAACUUUACCUGCUCCUGCGACUCCGACAGCCAACAGCCUACAGUGUUUCUAUUGUACCGACCAACUAUGCAACACUCCGUUGACAUGCAGGGGAAACGAGGACCGAUGCUUUCAAGCGAGUUGUGAGUCUUUAAGAUACAGUAAAACACAGAUUGUUUAAAUAAAUGUUGCUGCAUGAAUGUUUUUCAAAGAAGUCACUAUCUGUAAAUGCUAGAAAAUCAACAAAUUGAGGAACAUUAUUAAAUAUAGUAACUAAAGCACUGAAUUUAUGUAUGAUGUUGCAGUACUUGAAUAUAUACGUCUGAGGCAAGUGUACAUUUCACUGUUCAAAACUAAUAAAAAACCUAUUGUGACUUAGACGAUUCAAUAAAAAUCAAAUGUAGACAAUUUUUCAAAAUGCUCACAUUUAAUUUAAGAAUUAAAUUUGGCUCCACUUAGUGAAAAAAUAAUAAUCAUGUGAAACUAAUUGUCCUUAAGAUUAAGUUUGUUAAUUUUUUUCCUUUAUUGAUUCUAAUGUUUUUUCUACUACAAGUGAAGAAUCUCAAUAGUUCUUCCUGAAAUCAUUAACAAACAACAUUGUGCUUCAAGACUGUGAUUUAAAAAUUAUUUUUUUUUAUCUGCAGUGACUAAUUCAGGCACCACUUCUCCAGCCUUUGGGUGUACAUCUUCAAACGUAUGUGUAGCUGCUCCAGUCCUGGGUAGCCUACCUUUCAUGGGAAGUGUUGGGACACUCAGCAGUGGCCCAGCCUGCUGUGGGACCAGUUUGUGUAAUACUAUCAUGGCAACAACAACAACUGCUGCCCCCACAACCACAACAACCGCUGCCCCGACAACCACGACAACUGCUUCCCCUACAACGACAACAACAGCUGCCCCGACCACCACAACAACUGCUGCC